Molecule: messenger RNA, 948 nt
Organism: Cokeromyces recurvatus
Lineage: Eukaryota; Fungi; Mucoromycota; Mucoromycetes; Mucorales; Mucoraceae
Exons: 2
Coding region: 38-844 (268 amino acids)
Source: RefSeq, a predicted model, not a curated record
UUUCUCUUUUUUUUUUCUUCUUUAAUUAACGGCCAUAAUGAGGUUUACAUAUCUAAAAUGGCCAAUUAUACAAUUUUUCUUUUUAUUGUUAACUAUGAGUAUGUCUCAAGGGCAACGUGCAAAUGAUCCUUUAUUAGUCUCAGCAAUUGCUAUAGAAACAGGCACAUUACCUAUUACUACAACAUUACAACAACCAACAACAACAGCUGCUAUUGAAACAAGUAAGCAGCCUAUUACAACGUCAAAUCCACCACUAUCAACAGCUAGUAAGCCACCUAUUGUAACAUCAAAUCCAGCACUACCAACAACAAUUGGUAUUGCAUUAAUUGGUGGUGUAAUAGCCUGUAUUAGCCGUCGUGGAGGAUGCACCAAACGUAGUGAUAAAAAAAAGUCUGAUUUUGAAGAUUAUGGAUUAGGUGAUUUUCCUCACAAUAAGUCUACUAUGGCUUCUGCUGCUGCUGCUGCUACUUCUGCCGCUACUGCUGCUACAUCGACUACAGCAGCACCUACUAUACCUAGAUUGAAUGAACAUGGUAACUAUUACCAAAAUACUGCACCGACUGAUGAUUAUUAUUAUCAGGGUAAUGGAAAUUAUAUGGAUAAUGGAUAUAGCAUGCAGCAACCUCAUCAAUAUUAUUAUAACCAGCCUUAUCAUCAAGAUUAUUAUGAUGAUAGCUAUUAUUAUGAUAAUGCAUCAGGAAUGGGUUAUUCCGCACAAAUGCAACCUCAAAGUAGUAGUCCUAUUAUGCAGCACACUACUAAUAUGCCUAUGGCAACUCCUCUCCCUCCUCCUCAUCAGCAACAAAAUAUUUAUAAACCUGAUGAUAUAUCGUAUAAAAGAUAAAAUAUGAUUUUCGCUAUAUAAUAGCUUCUAUAAUACUUAAUAUCCUACUUUAUUAUUAAAAAAAUAUAUAGCUGUAUACAUAUAUAUAUAUACAAAUAUAUAUA